AUGCACUUUCACGUCAAACAUGCAAUCCUCCUGGCGGCUUUCUUCGGCCUGCACUUGGGCACUUCUGUAGGAGCUGAAAGCCCCAAUCAAUCGGCCUCGGAGACUGCGUUGCCGCAGUUUGUUUCAUCCGCCGUGACAACAAAUGAAGCGAGCCCGGAUAUCAUUCCCAGCCUUGACCACACUCCUAGAUUGAACUCCAAGCACAAGGUACCUACUGCAGGUGUGGCUUCAAGCCAGCCGCUACAUGUGAACAACACAGCCUUACCGGGUAAGGUUGUUAGGCCUCUCUAUGAGCGUGCGCCGAGAGUUACUGUGCAACGAUGGAAUGGGCUUGAUGAUGGAACUAUAACCGACCCAACCUUUGUGCGUGAUGUCAGGCCAUCCAUGUUCGGGACAGCAUACCAACACUCCGAAGUUGAUACAUUUGCUCGACAGGGGUAUGAAAGUAUGAAGGGGCAAGACAGACCAAAAAUUCUGGUGGGAGCUCUUUAUAUCCCUGGGUCGGGGGCUUACCUAUGCUCGGUACCAGGUGAGCCCGCCAGGAAGCGCUUCAGAGCAACGGCCCACGAAGUGGCCCCUGCAUGGUGGCAUGUUGUUAAGGACCGCCGACCACGAGACAUAUACCAUGCUGAAGAUUGUACAGCCUACCGAUAUGAAUUAUCACGGACGAACAAGCUUAGUCCUGGAAUGACAUAUCCUGAAGGCUCCUAUUUUGCUGUUUUUGGCGAGCGAGAUGGAAAACAAAGUGCUGAAUGA
Molecule: messenger RNA, 756 nt
Organism: Aspergillus oryzae RIB40
Lineage: Eukaryota; Fungi; Ascomycota; Eurotiomycetes; Eurotiales; Aspergillaceae
Exons: 3
Coding region: 1-756 (251 amino acids)
Source: RefSeq, a predicted model, not a curated record